Messenger RNA from Adineta steineri, 291 nucleotides. Lineage: Eukaryota; Metazoa; Rotifera; Eurotatoria; Adinetida; Adinetidae. The record is from the annotation of a GenBank genome assembly.
AUGAUAUUUCAUGAAGAAGAUUAUAAUAAAGCAAAUAUUAUUUUACUUAUUGAUAAUCAAUGUGGUUUACAAGCUCUAUUUAGUUAUAUAUUUAUUGAUACAUUCAACCAAAUGCAGUUUUACCAUAUUGUUUUAAAAUCAAAUAGUAUUUAUACUGAUACUGGUAUGUCAACAAGUAAUAUAUAUUUAUUAAAUUUAUUUAAACAUCCAAUAACUAGUUGGCUUGGUACAACACCUUAUUUUAUUAUAAACAAUAUUAGCGAAAUAAAAACUAUUGAUCAAUGCCGUUGA